CACGGAGUUAGAUUCCUGAACUCCGACUUUGGACGGCCGUGCUCUACCGUCGUUACUUCCCCUGGAUUUGCAUUCAUCAACACGCUCCUUGUUCAUUCUCAGCCAGCCAACAAAAAAACACACUCUCUUUACCGCUCUGUCCUACGCCACCAUGUUCAGCACCUCUUUCAAGUCGUUUGUCCUUGUCGCCGUGGCCCUCGCCGCGCAGGCCGUUGCUCAGAAGGCCGGCACUGUCGACAAGGUGGGCAAUUCGGGUAUUUCUGCCCAGAUGAUGUUCCUGCAGAGCAACAACCAGGUCAUCAUCAUGGACAAGAUCGAGAACAACCCCGUCAAGAGGCCCGGUUCCAACGGCCCUGCUGCCGCUGUUGCCUACAACACCAACACAAACAAACUGCAAGCCAUGGAUGUGGACCACAACCCCUUCUGCGCUGGAGGCAUGACCCUCGGUGAUGGAACGUGGGUCGUCGUUGGAGGCAACAAGGCCGUCGGCGCUGGCGGCGUCACGGCACAGAAGAACUCGUCGCCCUACUACAACUACAACGGUGGCCGGACCGUCCGCCUGCUCUCUUCAUGCAGCGGCAGCGGCUGCUCCUGGGACGAAAAGCCAAACACCAUGGUCAAGGAGCGAUGGUAUGCGACCGUUGAGCCCAUGGUCGACGGCCACGCCAUGCUCAUCUCGGGCAUGACCAACGGUGGCUUUGUCCCCAGCUCAGGCUCCCAGCAAACCUCGUACGAGUUCUACCCCAACGUCGGAGGCUCCUACAACCUGCCCCUCCUCCAGCGCACCGUGCCCCUGAGCCUGUACCCGCUCACCUUCCUCAUGUCCAGCGGUGAGGUCUGGAUGCAGGCCAACAAGGAGGCCGUCCUGUGGAACACCGACACGCUCAAGGAGAAGCGGCUGCCCAACACCAGGGUGCCCCGCGUGUACCCGGCCAGUGGCGCCGUCAUGAUGCUGCCCCUCACGCCCGCCAACAACUACCAGGAGACUAUCCUGCUCUGCGGUGGCAUGUCGCUCGGCAGCGCCGCCAACUGGGGCAACGAAGGCGGCCCCGCCACCAUGGUUACCGAGAGGCCCGCCUCGACCAUCUGCGAGCAGAGCAGCCCGCUGGUCAACGCCAACUGGGAGCAGGUCGACGACCUGCCCUCUGGUCGGUCCAUGGGCACCUUUAUCAACCUGCCCGACGGCACCGCCUGGUUCGGCAACGGUGUCACGACUGGUGUCGCUGGCUACACUACUGACCCCAAUUCGCCCGGCAAGCCCGUCGGCACCUCGUUUGCCGACAACCCCGAGCUGAGGCACUACGUCUACGACCCCAAGAAGGCAAAGGGCUCCCGCUUCACCCACGUCGGCACUGCCUCUGUCGGCCGUCUCUACCACUCGACCGCCACCCUCCUCGAGGACGGCUCCGUGCUCAUUGCCGGCUCCAACCCGUCGCCCGAUGUCAACACCAAGCAAAAGUGGAAGACGACGUGGGACGUCGAGAGGUGGUACGCGCCGUACCACGACAAGCCCCGCCCUUCCAACGCCGGUCUCCCCAACUCGUUCAGCUACGGUGGCAAUGCAUUCACCCUCACCAUGGACAGCGCCACGCAGGCGUCCAAGGCCAAGGUUGUCCUCAUCCGAACCGGCUUCUCCACCCACGGCUUCAACAUGGGCCAGCGCAUGCUCGAGCUCCGCUCCCAGGCCAACGGCAACCAGCUCCGUGUUGCCCAGGCUCCCAACAACCCCGCUCUCUUCGCCCCCGGCCCCGCGCUCGCAUUCGUCGUCGUCGACGGUGUGCCAUCGAUCGGCAAGCACGUCAUGGUCGGCAACGGUCAGAUUGGCAAGCAGCCCACGGCAGCCAACAGCAACCUCGGAGGCACCACGGCGCGCUUCGCUAACACGACUACCCCGCAGACGAGCUCGACGACCAAGGACACCAAGAGCACAACCACCACCGAGUCUGCCAAGGCCAGCAAGAGCACCACCGACAGCAAGUCCACCAAGGACAGCGACGCCGAGAGUGACGACGCCGACGACGACGACGAGAAGAAGAGCGGCAACGUCGCAGAGGACAUUGUCAACGAUGUCAUCUCAGCACGCGCUGCUACUGCCAAUGCCAGCCAGUCCAAGGCCGAUGCGAUUGCCAAGACGCUCCAGGGUGCGCCCAUCGAAGGAGAGUCGGUCACUGAUCUCUUCAAGGGCUUCUUCGAAGGCGGCCUCCAAAACACCGUCAACGACGUCCUGCAGGAGUUCAGCGACGGAAAGCUCACGGAGCACCUCUUCGGAAAGCGGUCGAGCGAGACAUUCAAGAAGCACAUGAAGAGGUCGAACAGGAACAAGCACCGCUUCGGCGACAACUGAGGAAGCCAGUCGCUUGGAACGCUCAGGUCAGGAACCAGAGCAAUCCUUCUUCUCUUUCCGUCCCUCCCGAUCCUUUACUUUUCUUCGUUGGCAAAAUCCUGCAAGACUUCUGUAUCAUCAAGUGGAUAGCUUGUGCCCUCCCAUCUUUUUCCCAUCCCCCUUUCAGCUUUUUC
Molecule: messenger RNA, 2517 nt
Organism: Acaromyces ingoldii
Lineage: Eukaryota; Fungi; Basidiomycota; Exobasidiomycetes; Exobasidiales; Cryptobasidiaceae
Product: DUF1929-domain-containing protein
Exons: 3
Coding region: 152-2344 (730 amino acids)
Source: RefSeq, a predicted model, not a curated record